CAGUCCUAGAGUCCAACGCAUCCCUUGGCACUCCUAGGAGGUUUCAGCACUCGCAGAGCACUCUUCCGCCUCGAGAUCUCUCUCGAGCAGAGCAAACUGAUCCAGCUCCCGGCAGAGGAAGUGACACAUUCCGGUUGACUAGUGUGUGUCGGUGCGUGCGUGCGUGGUGCGUGCAGAGUUUUCUCGAUUCGAGCCGAUCUAGUGUGAGCAGACGAACCUCAGGAUGAAGGCUUUCGUACUCGGAGCGUCGGUGCUGCUGCUGUUGGGGGCAGUUUCGGUUUCCGCCUCGUACGGUGCGGUGGCGCUGUCGUCGCAGUACCAGGCGCACGACGGGCACGGUGGCUACUCGUACGGCUACGCCGAGCCGAACUCGCAGAAGCACGAGCAGAAGGAUGCGCACGGGGUGACGCACGGUGGCUACUCGUACGUGGACGCGCACGGCCACGUCCAGCACGUGCACUACACGGCCGACCCGAUCAACGGGUUCCAGGUGUCGGGAACGAACCUGCCGAAGGGUCCGGCCCCGGCCCACGGCCACUACGCGCCCGCCGCUCACUACGCGCCCGCCCAUUACCUCCACGCGCCGGUCGUGCUCGGCCAUAACGGGGCGCCGAUCGAGACGCCGGAAGUGCAGGCGGCCAAGGCCGCCCAUUUCGCCGCCCACCUGGAGGCGAAGGCCCGGCUCCACAAGCGCUCGCUGUACGCCGGCGCCGCCGCUCCCUUCUGGGCCGGCUAUGGCCACGUGCCCGCCAUCCACAAUGGCGUCCCAAUCGACACCCCGGAGGUCCAGCAUGCCAAGGCCGAACAUGCGGCCGCCCACGCCAAGGCCCUCGGCUACGGAGCCGCCAGCGGACCCGUCGCCGAUACGCCGGAAGUGUCCCACGCUAAGGCCGCCCAUGCCGCCGCCCAUGCCGCGGCCCGUGCCAACCACCACCACGCCGUGCCGGUCGCGCACACCGCCACCCACCACCAUGCGUAUGCUGCCCCGCACGCGGCCCACUACCCGCAGCACGUGCCGGUGAUCAAGAACGGUGUCCCGGUCGAAACGCCCGAGGUGCAGCACGCCAAGGCCGCACACUUCGCGGCCCACGCCAAGCUCCAGGGAUACGCGCCGGCGCACGCCCACUCGGCCGCCUACUACCCGCAGCACAUCCCGGUCAUCCACAAUGGUGUGCCGGUCGAGACGCCGGAAGUGCAGCACGCCAAGAGUGCCCACUUUGCCGCGCUGGCCGAGGCCAGCGCCCGCAACUGGGCCGCUCCUGCCGGCCACGAAGACGACGGUUCGUACGACGGGCGAUGGGACAACCACUACUAAGGGCCCCGCCCCCCCGGCCCCCUUUAGCAGUCCCCGCAACUUGGCCAAACCGCAGCGAACCAACGAACCACCACACAGAGAAUACUCCUAGCCAAAUACUCACGAUCACGAUCACCGGCCUACGGGACCGGCGAGAUUCCUCCAGUAUUACUGCCGACUCCUUCGACUCCCAACCACCCGCCACCACCAACACCACCACCGCACACAGCUAGCCAAUCCUCUGCUGCGCCGUGCGCCAGACUUCUCGAGUGCGACUGUCACCACCAGUUCUCCGCGCGCGUCACCCGUCACCAGACGUGCGGUGGAACGGGGAGCGCCUCCAGAGUGCUCCUGCUCGUGAGUAGCUGAUCGCUCCCCGCUCGAUCCCCCCACCGGGGGGGGAGGAGAACCCUAAUCGUAGAGGUGCAACCCCACACACCCAUCCCAUCCACGGGGAUGGGUGAUAACCACCAGGACCCGGGACCAAUUCCCGUAGAAGAGCUUCCACGUAGAGCUUCAUCGGUGGACCCAGCAGCGACCAGAUCUCGCCGUGAGCCGCAGAAAACCGGGCCCGCACGCUGGAAGGCUGGGUAGACCGGGUGCGUCCACCGGGGGCACCAGGCGGCGACGGCGACGAAUACGGAAAAAGCAAUACAACAAACAGACAGAAACAUCCAGACACCGAAACUAAACGAAAAGCUACAGGCUAUAUUGUACGGGGCGGUAUGUAUCUGAAAUCGGACAUCUUAACGAGUUUGUUAUCACUAAAUAAAGAGAGAAAUAGUUUUAAAAGGCUUAACGUA
Anopheles cruzii is the source of this 2097-nucleotide messenger RNA. RefSeq names its product pupal cuticle protein (gene Cpr92F). The record is from RefSeq and is a predicted model, not a curated record. Gene Ontology annotation, cellular component: chitin-based extracellular matrix. The coding region runs from base 224 to 1315 and encodes 363 amino acids. Gene Ontology annotation, molecular function: structural constituent of chitin-based larval cuticle. The transcript is spliced from 2 exons. Lineage: Eukaryota; Metazoa; Arthropoda; Insecta; Diptera; Culicidae.